Messenger RNA from Trichoplax adhaerens, 2283 nucleotides. RefSeq lists its product as uncharacterized. The coding region runs from base 1 to 2283 and encodes 760 amino acids. Gene Ontology annotation, molecular function: integrin binding. The transcript is spliced from 24 exons. Gene Ontology annotation, biological process: cell-matrix adhesion; cell migration; cell adhesion mediated by integrin. The record is from RefSeq and is a predicted model, not a curated record. Gene Ontology annotation, cellular component: cell surface; integrin complex; focal adhesion. Lineage: Eukaryota; Metazoa; Placozoa; Uniplacotomia; Trichoplacea; Trichoplacidae.
AUGGAUUUGCUUUUUAGAAUGAAUAAUUGCGGUAUCCUUGUUACUUCUGACUGUCGUCUUGAUCGAUUUGUGAUGAUGAUUGCUAUAAACGUUCGAGUCUUUUUAAUAUUGGCAUAUCUACUCGUAGUAGCCGUUAUUGAUCCUCCUAAUCCUUGCCAGCCGUUAAAGGCAUGUGAAGUAUGUAUUGCUAAUCCGGAAUGUGCAUGGUGCGCCGACUUUAAAUAUGAAGGAGAAAAUCUCUAUCGUUGCGAUGCUGCAGAUAAUCAUGAAGUUCAAGGCUGUGAAGAUAUUGUCAAUCCUCAGUCUUCCUUAGUAAAUAGAACUGACGUUGACGAUGAUCUUGAUUCUAUCUUACUGAAUAAUUUUACGGAUUCAGUAUUACAACUACCCCGGUUUAAUGUUAAGCUUCGAACAGGCCAACCAGUACAAAUCAGCUUCAAUAUUGUGUCUACCCAACGGAGCCCUGUCGAUAUGUACUUUCUAUACGAUAUAUCGCGAUCAAUGUAUGGUGAUCUAGAUAUGCUGAAAAAGCGAGCCAUUACCUUAGCUCUCGAAAUGAAAAAAUUAUCCAGGGAUACAAGGUGGGGAUUUGGAACAUUUGUUGAUAAAUUUGUUUCGCCGUUUCGGUUACAAGCUAAAGAGAAAUUGGUUAAUCCUUGCAAUGACGGUGAAAAGGAACCUCUCCAAUGUAUUCGACCUUAUUCAUUCAGGAACAAUUUAUCGCUUACCAAUAACAUGACUAGUUUUCAGGAGGUUGUCAACGCUCAAAUGGUAUCCAGUAAUCUGGAUGCUCCUGAAUCAGGCCUAGACGCCCUUUUGCAACUUUCCGUUUGUAAUGAAAUAAUAAAUUGGCGACCAUAUGCCCGACAUAUCGUUGUUUAUGCAUCAGAUGCUGAUUUCCAUUAUGCUGGCGAUGGCAAGUUAGCAGGAUUAGUUAUUCCAAAUGACGCUAAAUGUCAUCUAAGCGAACAUGGAGAACAUGAAACAGAAACAGUAAUGGAUUAUCCUUCCAUUGGUCAGUUAAAAGAGAAAUUAAGAGAGAACCGAAUUAUACCUGUAUUUCUAAUUAGAAACCGAUAUCAAUCGUACGGUGCAUUUGCUGAACUAUUAGAUAAUUUACAAGGAGUAAUGGGAUGGUUGGGACAUUUAGAAGCUGAAUCGAGUAAUAUUCUUGGUUUAAUUAACUCAAGUUAUGAUGCCGUGUCUACUACAAUAGAGUUAUACAACGACCCAACAGAUUUACUGAAAUUUGAAUACUUUUCAAAUUGUACCAAAAUAAAUGUCCAUGUUGUUGGUGUUGGAGACUUAGUUGUGGAAAUAGAACAUCUAUGUCGGUGUGGUUGUACUAGAAAUACAACUGUCAGCGAAAAAUGCUCAUAUAAUGGUACACUACGUUGUGGUCAAUGCAAUUGUAACCGUGGAAGAUCCGGAGAUUUCUGUGAAUGCGAUGCAAGUUUAUCUAAUACUGUCCGCGAUUGCGAUGUCACAGAUAAUAGUACUUGUAAUUAUAGAGGCCACUGUGUUUGUCAACAAUGUCAAUGUAACCAGGAUGACCGAGGCUUGAUAUAUGGGAAGUACUGUCAAUGCGAUAACUUUACGUGUCCUGCUGAUAGAAACGGCAAUUUAUGCUCCGGCCAUGGAAGAUGCGACUGUGGAACAUGUAAAUGUAACCAUGGCUGGACUGGUAUUGACUGUGGUUGCACCUUAUCCAUUGCUCAGUGUAUAGAUCCAAAGAGUAGGAAAAUAUGUAAUGGCAAAGGUAAUUGCAACUGUGGUACUUGUGAUUGUCAUCCAAAAAGUGGAUAUAACGGAAAAACAUGCCAAUCAUGCCUGUUCUGUCCGACAGCAUGUGAUGUACAUGGGCAAUGUCUAUCAUGUUGGUUACACAAACAACCAGUAUGCAGUGAUUACUGCAACAAUAUUACUAUUACUAAUGUGACUGAGUUAGAUACCAGAGAUGAAUGGUAUUGCUAUGUGCAAGACAUCAAUAGUUCCUGUUACUUUAAGUUUAUUAUCGAAGGCGAAACAAAUAGAAAUUUACUCACAAGCGUUAGUUGUCCUGUAUUUAUCAGCCAGUCGGUCCUUAUCGUCAGUAUAAUGGUAAAUAUUGUCGGGUUCGGCCUACUUUGUUUAAUCGCUUGGAAAAUAGCUGUAACUAUAAAGGAUAAGAUUGACUAUCAAAAAUUUACUAAGAAAAUAUGGGUCAAUGCCAGCAUUCAGGUGCAACUAAGCAAUUUUCCUGUUAUGUUACUUCAAAUUGAAGACAGAAAUAAAAAAGUAUGA